Hipposideros armiger (great roundleaf bat) is the source of this 3064-nucleotide messenger RNA. RefSeq lists its product as uncharacterized. Bases 534 to 1724 code for a protein of 396 amino acids. NCBI's taxonomy places the organism in Eukaryota, Metazoa, Chordata, Mammalia, Chiroptera, Hipposideridae. Gene Ontology annotation, molecular function: zinc ion binding; molecular adaptor activity. Gene Ontology annotation, biological process: positive regulation of microtubule nucleation; regulation of Golgi organization; centrosome cycle. Gene Ontology annotation, cellular component: nucleus; centrosome; Golgi apparatus. The record is from RefSeq and is a predicted model, not a curated record. The transcript has a single exon.
GGGUGAAGGGACGCGCUCGCCAGGGCGCAUGCGCAGAGCGGGGGCGCGGCCUCCGGGACUACAGAUCCCAGAGAAGCGAGCGGGUGGCCGCAGGCGCCGAGCCGCUGACGCCAUCUUGAAACCUGAUCCUCAACCUCCGAGCCUUUGCGUCAGCGACCCGCGGCGGCGAGUGGACGGCGAGCCCAGCCUGCUGGAAGGAGGACGUUGAGGACGCGGCGGCUGGGCUGGCGGGAGCGACAGCUGGCGGAGACAUGGCAGGUUCCGAGCGCGGCCCGCGCUGCUGUCACUCAGCAUCCCCCUGAGGCGUUUCUACGCCCGCGCCCUCCCCGAGGGGCGGGGCCGACCACUCUGGUACCCAGAGCCCGCGCGCCGGUCUUGGAAGAAGGGGCGCCCCUGCACGGUGGGGACCCCAGCGGGCUGUGCCAUGCCGGCGGCAGGCCACCGAGGCGGGAGACGGAGCGCAGCCCGGCGCCAGUGAGUGAUCGCCGAGCCGCAGGCGCCUCAGGGAAGCUCGGCAGAGGCUGAGAGAGAAGAUGAAGGAGAUUUGCAGGAUCUGUGCCCGGGAGCUGUGCGGAAACCAGCGGCGCUGGAUCUUCCACACGGCGUCCAAGCUCAACCUCCAGGUUCUGCUCUCGCACGUCCUGGGCAAGGAUGUCUCCCGCGACGGCAAAGCCGAGUUUGCUUGCAGCAAGUGUGCUUUCAUGCUCGAUCGGAUCUACAGAUUCGACACCGUCAUCGCCCGGAUCGAAGCCCUUUCUAUCGAGCGCUUGCAGAAGCUGCUGCUGGAGAAGGACCGCCUCAAGUUCUGCAUUGCUAGCAUGUAUCGCAAGAACAACGAGGACUCCGGCGCGGAGACCAAGGCGCCCGGGAGUGGGACGGUUGACAUUUCCGGCUUACCCGAUGUGAGAUACUCCGCUUUGCUCCAGGAAGAUUUCGCCUAUUCAGGGUUUGAGUGUUGGGUCGAAAACGAGGACCAGGUUCAGGAGCCACACAGCUGCCAUGCUUCCGAAGGCCCUGCCAACCGACCCAGGAGAUGCCGUGGUUGUGCCGCUUUGCGGGUUGCUGACUCGGACUAUGAAGCCAUUUGUAAAGUGCCUCGGAAGGUGGCCAGAAGUAUCUCGUGCGCCCCUUCUUCCAGGUGGUCCACCAGCAUUUGCACGGAAGAACCAGCAUUGUCUGAGGUUGGGCCACCGGACUUAGCCAGCGCGAAAGGACCCCCAGAUGGAGAAAGCAUGGAGGAAGGGACCCCGGGAUCCUCUGUGGAGUCUUUGGAUGCAAGUGUCCAGGCUAGUCCUCCACAGCAAAAGGAUGAGGACACGGAGAGGAGCCCAAAGGAACCAGUGAAGUGUGACUGUUGCUCAGAUGAACAGGCCCCCCCGCAUAUGUGUAACCACAAGCUGGAGCUAGCUCUUAGCGUGAUUAAAGGCCUUGAUUAUAAACCCAUCCAGAGCCCCCGAGGGAGCAAGCUUCCCAUUCCAGUGAAAUCCAGCCCACCUGGAGCCAGGCCUGGCCCUAUCAUGGCAGAUGGCGUUAGUUCCGGUUUCCUUAACCGGUCACUGAGACCCCUUUACAAGACACCUGUCAGUUAUCCCUUGGAGAUUUCAGACCUGCAGGAACUGUGGGAUGAUCUCUGCGAAGAAUAUUUGCCACUCCGGGUUCAGGUAUACAAAAUGGCUAAAUGGUGCCUUUUCGAUGAUAGCUUUCCGGCCCCAAGCUUCACAUGAUGUCCAGGUGAAGGUUAAUAAUAUUCUAGACUUCAGAAAAGAAUCAUGGAGACCUUUUUUGUGUGUGCCUUUUGCUGGUGUCCCAUUUUGUAAAUGAGGCUCACACUCAAUUUGCUUUUCAUAAUCCUCUUUGUAACAAUAUUGGCCUUCCCAUUAAUUAUCAAAAUUACAGACCUGUUAAAGAUAAAGAUUUCUAAUUCACAUUUACCCAGUGAAAAGACAUAUAAUCUUAUUUCUGGCACUAGAACUCUUCCCUCUUUUUCAUUCCCCCCCCCUUUUAUUGCCUUGUUUUCAUGUUUAGAUUUGUACAUGUUUCCUCUCAUUCUGUUAAGGGAGUUAGUUCUCCCCGGAGCAUUAAACCUUUUUUCCCCAGAUAUGCCUCAAAAUGAUUAGCGCUUAGGGUAAAGGUUUGGGGCAAACAUAUUCGCCAAAAUAUUGUAACAUCUGGGCAAUAUUUAUACUAAAUUAAUAGGUCAUUUGAGGACUACUGAUGACUUGCCCAUAAAAGAGGCUUGGGAAUUCAAAUGUUGUCAUUUAAAAUGUUAAGGCAAAAACUAUUCCCAGCCAGUUUGUCUACAGAGCUUCUUUAGAAGAUGUGUGAUAUUAAGAAAGGAUUCAUCCAUUAUUGGGUGAUAGGAAAGUUUCAUCCAUUAUACUCCCUGAAUUUCUUAAUGACUAGGCUAUGGCAGUUGAUCUUAAUUUGAGCUGUUCAUAUCUGCUGAAUUGAUUUCAUACCAGCCUUUUAAAUUCAGCUGUAUACAGGGACCUAACAGAUGCUAUUUUGUUUCUAUAGCAACAGUAAAUGCUAGGUUCAGUUAACUUUGUGUAACAUCUGGCAUGUUCUACUUGAUACACACUCUUUAGUGAUACCAUUACAAGGGUGGACAAUCAAGAAGGCAUUUUUGGAAAGCCUGCUAAGGUCAACAUCAUCCUAGAAAUAGAGAGCGAGGUAACAAAUGAAAUUGUAAAAUCCGUAUCCAAUAUGAACUGAAGCAGCAAAUGGGAGACAUUUUUAAAUUUACACAAAAUUGUCAGAAACAGCAUAUGUGAAAGUGUUAUGAAAAAGUUUUAACAUGUGUUUUCAUUUGUAUAAAAUGUUAAGUAUCAAUAUGCCUGACGCUUAUAUACUUUUCUUUUGCCUCUUUUCUUUCAGUGGAGCCUCACAGCUAAAUUUGGGCUCUCCAGUAUUUGUGUGACCAGACAUAGAUGGCACAAAUUAAGCAUGGUGUUUUCAUAUUAGGAUCUAAAAGUAGUCUGGACAGGGUGGGUGGCAAUUAAGCUUUUAUUUACCCCUCUCAAAUAUGGUCAAUAUUGUAGAAAGGGAAAGACUUAGAAAAUUG